Molecule: messenger RNA, 2010 nt
Organism: Hymenoscyphus albidus
Lineage: Eukaryota; Fungi; Ascomycota; Leotiomycetes; Helotiales; Helotiaceae
Source: the annotation of a GenBank genome assembly
AUGGCGCCAUCUACAGUCUCUACCUUGACACACCUUCUCGUUUUAUCAACUUUCCUUUAUAAUGCGAGUGCACUCUCCGACAUAUAUCAUGUCGAGCGGAGACAGGGUCCUUUCAAAUCAGGCACGUGGGGGAAUACAACCCGUAUUUCUUCAAGUUCUAUUGUGACGCCUACGACCAGUUCUACUGCUGAUCUCCCCCCGAAUACGAGUAUUAUCUCAACUUUGAAACCACUAACUAUAAGCUCUUCAUUGUCAACUUCUCCAUCCUUUCUUACGACAAUUGCUAGUGCGCCAACGACUGUCAUUAUCACAUAUGAUCAUACAACUUCAAUUGCUACAUACACAUCGGGUGCUCAGAUCAUAAUACCUGUUGGGGGCGGUAGCUCGGGAGGUGGUGGUGGUGGCGGUGGAGGGGGAGGGGGAGGUAAAUUACCCUAUUUCUUAUAUUGACUCCUCUCAUCCAGCACAGGCUCUUCAGCCAGAGGAGAGUCUACUCAACUCAAGUUAUUUUCGGAUAAAAUCCCUUGAGAUAUGCUUAGGGAUAUGGUUCGAUUAAUUUUGCUAACGACUUACUAGGUGGAGAGAAGGAUCCGGAAAAGCCGUCGUCUCAAACCUCCCAAACAUCAACAACUUCCUCCUCAAGCUCCUCAUCGAAAUUCAAGUUGGUUUGCGCAGCAACAUGCACAGCUUGUAACCCAGCAAAGCGACAUGCAGCACCGACUUCUACUCCAUAUGAAGCUAAGCGAGAAAUAAACAAUUUACAGUGACUCGACAAGCGAACUCUUGACUGGGUAGAGAAUGCCGAGAUCAUAAACGAAGUCUAUGAGGAAGUGAAGAAGAGAAGCAAAAUAAGCGGUAGCAACAGUAUCAACGUUGAGCAUGAGACAGAAGGUGAACUUUGACAAACUGGCAAAUCAUCAUCAAGAUUCCUACCUUUUGAUGAGAAGGAGGGUAACCUGAUGGUUGAGUAUUUGACUGAAUGUACUUCUGUCAUCGUCGUGUCACGCAAGGGCGCCUGGAUGAGCCAUUUGUGGGAAUCUCCCGGUUUCCAAGUUGUAAGCGGGGUUCCGGAUCGAUUUCAAACAGUCACGCUUGAUUACUUGGAGACGGAAAUCUCAAAGUAUAAACCAGAAUUCGCGGACACCGCAACGACAAAGAUUUAUAUUAUGACACCCAGCGCGGAAGAACAAGAUAGUGCAAGAGACUCCGGAAAGGGCGACUGGCCAGUGGAUUAUGGACCUAAGGUGGAUCAAAUCACUUCAUUGCUUGGAAGAUUGAUACCUGGUGUGCCCAUUAGUGCCACUGAGAAAUUCAUAUACGCAAGACAGUUGAACGGACCAUACCGACAAAAUGGAGUCUUUGGGAAAGCACUUGUAAGUCACUUGAACUUUGGCAGUGUGCUCAUAGUAUUUACUGAUUACUGUUUAGGUGGUUUAUAGCAACUCCCAAGAGUCAGACAUGAGCACUUCUGAGGAUUGGAACCCAUCUCGGCACUUCUGGCGACUAUAUAUACAAAGCAAAGUAAUGGGCGAAGAUAACUGGAUUCCUUGUUCUGCAAAGCAAAAACGAGAUGGAACUUGUCAAAAGCCCAUCUCUAGCUCCAGAUCAUCCAGUGCGAAGUCAAGCAAACCUACUACUUUGUCAACCACUACAGUAUCAAAAUCGUCGUCAUCCCUCGUAAUCACAACUACUUUAAGUUCUUCGAAACCAUCUCUCCCGACUGAUCUUCCAACUUUGAGCAAGCAGUGCUCUCGCAGUUCCUACGUCAACUGCAAACUUAUCUUUUACGCUGAGACUGGAACAAUCUGCCCGACCGCUAGUGUCACCCUUCCGGCCGAUUUUGAUGCUACUAAGACACCCACACCAUCACCGACACCACCCCCAACCCCACCGAAGGCUUACCAAGGAGGAUAUUGUUCACUGCAUAUCUCCGAAAAGGUAUACGACGGAAAGGAUCCGUUGGACUCGGAAGUGACUGUCAAAGACGGCGGUGGAAAAGAACUCACCUAA